AUGAUGCUUACAGACCAAAAAGCGCGAGAAGUGUUGGGCGAUCCUCAACAUGGGCGGAAAUCCUUACGGCACCUAGACGAUGAAGACGUAAAGAAGAUUGUGCUCGGACACGAUGCUCGCCCAGAGGUACCCACCUGCUGCUGGGCGAGUGACCCUGAUCAGCGUUUGCCAUUUUUUACCAUGGUGUAUUCACUUCAAGGCUAUCACGAUAUCUUAUAUCCCUGUGGGGCAGACGGCUUACCCGCCCCUUGCGAGCCAAGUGGCCCCGCAAACUCGCUGGUCAUUGGCUUGAGAUACCGUCCCUCGCCUGGCACACCGACUUCUGACGGCCACUCUUCAUCGAUGUCUGAUUACUACAGCACGUCAUCUGGAUUUGGAUCUGAGUUUGGGCAUUCAGCACACCAUCAAUGGUCUCCUUCCUUAGAUCUCCACGAACGCGUGGGCACGGGCCUCUCGACGCCCCUAUGGUAUCCAUCACCUGUCGUGGGUGCUGUGGGAUAUAUCUCCAAACCCGACGGGGAGUCCAUAACCCUCUGCAAUGUCACUGAGAUUGGAGGAAAGAAGAAGGUCGAGGGUGACGUAGCAAAAUGCAUGCCUUCCUUGCGGGAUUACGGUAGUAGAGUCAAUGUCGAAAAGACUCUCGUUCAAAAUGACAGUUCGCUGUACAACACGGUCAAAUGCUCUGCCGAGCUGCAGUACAUCGUCGAACUUGGUGCUCAAGGGUUGAUCGAGGUACAUCCGCGACCGCCUACUGUCUCUUUACCGGAGUGCUUGCGUAUCCUCAGAAACAAGGCAAGCAUGUGGAAUAUCUUCAGGCUCAAUGCCUUGGAUUCAUCUCGUCUUACCACCUUGUACAACCACAACUCGAUUGUCCAUGGAAACAUUUUCUCCUUUACGUCAUACAUCCAUGUCGAUGCUGCGUCCGACGCUGUGGUUUGCAAGAUCUACUCAACACGUCCUGCUCAAAUUUGGAUGGAUGAAAAUCCAGUUCGUCACACAUACAGGCACAUGGUCCAACUACAAAACCUAGAGGUCAUCAUUACAUAUCCAGUUGAUGUGGACACAGAUGGCUUUAAGUACCAAAUAUCGUUCCGUACGAUAUCGGGGGAGGAACAUCCUUUGUCCCAUGGAUCGCGCGUAGUGAACGGUAGAGCCGCUUGCAAAAAUGCCACGUUAAUCACUGUUGCCGUCGAUGUCCUCGAAGGUCGCCUCGCAGUUUAUGUUUCUGGAGUUCAAAACUUGAACAUCAAUUAUCGGGAGUACUGGUCGCUGCACGUCUUUAAUUGGCAACUUGAACAAUAUGGUCAAGCUGACGACUUAUGUGCGAUCGGCCACGGCUAUGCCUUUUCGGACAUCCGUUUUCUUGCCAAGGAGAAGCUUAUAGCUCUCUCGAAGGAUGGUCAGAUACAUCUUUACAACAUUGAGGACGCAUCAAAGGCACCGCAGCUUCAAGCAAAAUUUAUGCUGCCCGUCAAUGAUAUUACAUUCAAUGGUUUCUAUGGCGGCUUCGAUCAUCCGUCGAUUUUCCAUAGUGCCACAAGUUGUGCAGGCCUCGCGGCACCAGAUGACCAUUGGAUUUGGACAAAAAACCCUGCAGAUCGUGUCAUAUCGGUGACAUGGACCAAUCCUUCGUCGGUUUUCAUUAUAUCAGCUCGAAUAUUUUUCAUGGAUAUUCCUCCGACAUGGUUCGAUGUGACAUCAAAAGACGGCCGCUCAGUCCCAUGGUCAUCUUGGGGUCCUCAAAACUCUCGUCUCUUCCCUGGAGAUAGGUUUGGCGAAGAAGGAUCGGGCUUGUUUAGCAUUGGAGGAUCUCGUGUUAUAUGGGCAGUUCAGGUCGCAGACGGAAAUGAUUCUGAUUCAUUGUUCCACUUACACAUGACCGACUUCAACCCCUCCGCCGUGGCGCGUAGCAUCGACAAUGUAUUCAGCAAACCUACAACGACAUCCAUAGGGUCGGACGUGCAGGUGACGUCAUACCUCCCUUUCGUGGAGGUGAUCCAUGACCUCGUUUGCCGUGGUGGCUCCCUUUGGGAUAUCGUACUGGACGAGGAGAAGAUGGCUAUCGUCACCAGACCACCGAUUGGGUCUGGGUGGAAAAUGCAGGUUGACAUUUUUGAACCCUAA
Messenger RNA from Suillus clintonianus, 2124 nucleotides. RefSeq lists its product as uncharacterized. The coding region runs from base 1 to 2124 and encodes 707 amino acids. The transcript has 9 exons. The record is from RefSeq and is a predicted model, not a curated record. NCBI's taxonomy places the organism in Eukaryota, Fungi, Basidiomycota, Agaricomycetes, Boletales, Suillaceae.